Molecule: messenger RNA, 1395 nt
Organism: Priceomyces carsonii
Lineage: Eukaryota; Fungi; Ascomycota; Pichiomycetes; Serinales; Debaryomycetaceae
Gene: YCK2
Product: serine/threonine protein kinase
Exons: 1
Coding region: 1-1395 (464 amino acids)
Biological process (GO): signal transduction; endocytosis; peptidyl-serine phosphorylation
Cellular component (GO): cytoplasm; nucleus
Molecular function (GO): protein serine/threonine kinase activity; ATP binding
Source: RefSeq, a predicted model, not a curated record
AUGUCAAAUCGUGCUCAAUUAUCAUCUAACCCAGCUGCUUUAGCUGCUGCUGCUGCCUCUCACAAUCCUAAUUCGAACAACGCAUCAAGCUCUUCUGGCAACAAUAACUCUGUUGUUGGAUUACACUACAAAAUAGGAAAAAAGAUUGGCGAGGGAUCGUUCGGUGUUCUUUUUGAAGGUACAAAUAUUAUUAAUGGUGUGCCGGUUGCUAUCAAAUUUGAGCCUAGGAAAACUGAGGCCCCGCAAUUAAGAGAUGAGUAUAGAACUUAUAAACACUUACAAGGUUGCAAUGGUAUACCCAAUGCCUACUAUUUUGGUCAGGAGGGUUUACAUAAUAUUUUGGUUAUUGAUUUGCUCGGCCCAUCUUUAGAAGACUUAUUCGAUUGGUGCGGUAGGAGGUUCAGUAUUAAAACUAUAGUUCAAGUUGCCAUUCAGAUGUUGAAUUUGAUUGAAGAAGUUCAUCGUCAUGAUUUAAUUUACAGAGACAUUAAGCCUGAUAAUUUCUUGAUCGGCCGUCAAGGCUUGCCAGAUGAAAAUAAAGUUCACUUAAUUGAUUUUGGUAUGGCUAAACAAUACAGAGAUCCAAGAACGAAGCAACAUAUUCCUUACCGUGAAAAAAAGUCUUUAAGCGGUACAGCUCGUUAUAUGUCUAUUAAUACACAUUUGGGAAGGGAACAGCUGAGAAGAGAUGAUUUAGAAGCUUUGGGUCAUGUGUUUUUCUAUUUCUUAAGAGGCCAGUUGCCAUGGCAAGGCUUAAAAGCUCCAACAAAUAAGCAAAAGUAUGAGAAGAUUGGAGAUAAGAAGCGUACAACACCUGCUGUUGCUUUAUGUGAAGGUUUACCGAGACAAUUUGCCGAAUAUUUGGAUUCUGUGAGAAGCAUACCAUUUGAUGCAGAGCCUGCUUAUGAGGAAUAUAGAAUGCUCUUAUUAUCUGUCUUAGAUGAUUUGGGACAGCAAUGUGAUGGUGACUACGACUGGUUACACCUCAAUGGUGGGAAAGGUUGGGAUGCGUCAAUUAACAAGAAACCGAACUUGCAUGGAUAUGGUCACCCAAACCCGCCAAAUGAAAGGGAUAGACGCCAUCGUGAGCAACGUAGAAACAGACAACAUCAUUCUCAGUAUCAACCUCAGACAUCUCAACUGCAGCAGCAGUCAUCAGCUGCCCAAUUGCAUCAACUGAAAUUGCAGCAUUUGGUAAACAGGCCUUUACCACCAAUUAAACAAGAGGCUCCAGCAAAUAAUAACGAUAUAUUACUAGAUUCGUCGCAAAGAAAUCAUAGAUCAAAGAGUUAUGAAAACACGCCAGUUAAUAGACAAAAUCAGUAUGAACAACAACAGAUGGUGGAUGACACGGAUGAGCACAAGGGAUUCUGGUCAAAAUUAUGUUGUCAUUGA